Messenger RNA from Aspergillus thermomutatus, 1203 nucleotides. Its product is annotated as putative integral membrane protein Pth11-like. NCBI's taxonomy places the organism in Eukaryota, Fungi, Ascomycota, Eurotiomycetes, Eurotiales, Aspergillaceae. The transcript has 6 exons. The coding region runs from base 1 to 1203 and encodes 400 amino acids. The record is from RefSeq and is a predicted model, not a curated record.
AUGUUCUUCCUCUCGAUUGCGAUGUCGAGUCCGUUCGGUGAGCCUUCCCCAGGCAUAGACCUCAAAGAAAACCACACGCCCAGAAACAAUGCCACGGUCAUCGCAUUGUACAUUCUCGCGAUCAUUGCUAUUUUAUUGCGAAUCAUCGCAAGGCUGAAAGUGCAGCAUGCCAAUGUCCUGGUGGAUGACUGGUUGAUUGGCACAGCACUUAUACCCGUCACGGCGAAUCUAGUCUGCACCAUUAUGGGGGGCUACUAUGGCCUGGGGAAGCAUGUUUGGGUGGUCGAGUUGGACGAUGUGAUCAUCGUGAUGCAGCUUCUGUUUGCAUAUGUCCUCAUCUAUGUUGUCGCGAUCCCACUCAUCAAGCUCUCCAUCAUCUUGUUCUAUCGCCGUAUCUUUGGCAUGAACUGGGUGAUGUGGGUUUGUGUUUUCCUGACUGUCGGCUACUGGUUCUCGUGCACUAUUGCAUUCCUUGUCUGUUGCCGGCCAUUAUCCUAUUACUGGACGCAGUUUCGGGACCCCAGCGGGGGCAGAUGUAUCUUCAACCUCUACCCUUUCUACAUCGGCAACGCGGCGGCCAACGUGGCCACGGAUGGUAUAAUCCUUAUGGUCCCCAUCCCUCUGGUCUGGAAACUUCAGAUGCGAACUGCACAGAAGAUCCUGGUGUCCGGUAUCUUCCUGUUGGGGGGCUUCGUGUGCGUCGCGAGCAUCGUCCGAAUCUAUUUCAUGACCUUCCUCAGCAGAUCUCUCGACAUCACCUGGAUCAUGGGCGACGUAUUCAUCUGGUCCAGCGUGGAACCAUGCAUCGGCAUUGUCUGCGCCUGUCUGCCAACCUUGCAGCCUCUUCUCAGAUCGACUCUCAAGAGCAUCUUCGGGUCUUCUCGGAUAGCAGGCAAGUUUGGCGCGAGCUCGUCUCAAGAGGUUGAGCUCGAUCGUAAACGACGAAACCAGCGUAUCUCAGGCGGUCAUAGGAAACAUCGUCUCUUCCGCUCCCUUGACGACAGCCAGCGCAAAAGCAAUGAUCAACGUUUGAUUCUCCGUCCUGAAGAGGACGAAGCAAUCUUGACGACGAACUCGGAGGCAGUUGAAGGGGAUAAUUUUGCGGGAGGCCAAGGCAGCCACAGGGAGAGAAAGGAUAAAAGCUCCAUGUCGAUCCGAGUGCAUCGGGAUUUUCAGUGGCAAGAAGAGCAUGCUGGCCGAUGA